AUGGAGCUUCCAGAGAGCGAUUUCUUAGACCUCAAAAUGACUAUGCUGGAGAAGGGAUCACCACCUUCCCAGCACAUGCUCCGUCUCAUCGACUACAUGCUGACUAAAUCGACCUGGGGAGAUUCCGUCUUGAUUAUAGGAAACAUCGGACUUACUGGGCUGUCUGAUCGUACUGCCUUGCUCGCUCACUUCGAAUCUCUUUGUGCGUCACCAAAAACGAAGGCGUGCAUUGCGGUUACAUUACAUCCCGAUAUUACCACACCACUAUAUAGCCAUCUUUCCGUUGUCGAAAGUAAUACCGAAUACAGGGAAUUCUUAGCGUCGCUGCUUUUCGACGGCAUGAACGCUCGAAGAUUGCAGGUCUCCCCGGCGACAGCAUCAACCAAUAAAUGGGUCUGGGAAAAUCAGGCUUAUACGGAUUUUCGCCACAGAGAUUUCGGAAUGCUAUGA
Messenger RNA from Akanthomyces muscarius, 450 nucleotides. RefSeq lists its product as uncharacterized. The record is from RefSeq and is a predicted model, not a curated record. NCBI's taxonomy places the organism in Eukaryota, Fungi, Ascomycota, Sordariomycetes, Hypocreales, Cordycipitaceae. The transcript has 2 exons. The coding region runs from base 1 to 450 and encodes 149 amino acids.